AUGGAAAGCGUUCACGAAGCCUAUUAUGUCGAGGAGGGUCUCGAGGAUUUUCAAGAUGAUGACAUGGAAGGUAUUCCGAUGCAGGAAGACAUCCAAGAUAGCGAUGAUAACGAGAUAACUCCAGAUUUGUGGCAGGAAGCCUGUUGGAUAGUUAUCAGCAGUUAUUUCGACGAAAAGGGUUUGGUUAGGCAACAGUUGGACUCGUUCGAUGAGUUCAUUCAAACUUCUGUUCAAAAAAUAGUUGAAGAUUCUCCAGUUAUAGAGUUUCAAGCAGAGGCGCAGUACUCUGGUGGCAUGAUUGAAAAACCGGUCCAAUAUGCCCUUCGAUUUGAACAAAUUUAUCUUAGCAAAGCAACACAUUGGGAAAAAGAUGGUUCCUCAGCUCCAAUGACGCCGAAUGACGCACGUCUCAGAAACCUAACCUACGCUGCUCCUCUUUAUGUUGACGUCGUCAAAAAGGUUACUCGCGAUGGUUAUGAAGAUGAAAAGAAAUUUGAGAAGAAAUUUAUUGGAAAAAUUCCAAUUAUGUUAAGGUCGAGUUAUUGCAUUCUGGCCGUAAUGAGCGACCGUGAUCUAGCCGAACUCAAUGAAUGCCCCCUUGAUCCUGGUGGGUACUUCAUUAUAAAUGGUUCGGAGAAGGUUCUUAUAGCUCAAGAGAAGAUGGCAACAAACACUGUUUAUGUUUUCCAGCAAAAAGACAGCAAAUAUGCAUACAAAACUGAAAUUAGGUCGUGUUUGGAACAUAGCUCCCGCCCAGCCAGCACAUUUUGGGUUAACAUGAUGGCCCGUGGUGGCAAAGACAGCAGUAAAAGGGCUACAAUCGGUCAGCGUAUCGUCGCCAUUCUGCCUUACAUCAAACAGGAAAUCCCAGUUCUUAUUGUCUUCAGAGCUCUCGGAUUCGUGGCAGAUCGCGACAUCUUAGAGCAUAUCAUCUAUGACUUUGAGGACACCGAAAUGCGUGAAAUGAUCAAACCAUCGUUAGAUGAAGCCUUUGUUAUCCAAGACCAAAAAGUCGCUCUCAACUUUAUUGGUUCCCGUGGUGCAAGACCUGGUGUGACUAAGGAAAAGCGUAUCAAGUAUGCCAAGGAGAUUUUGCAGAAGGAAACGCUUCCCCACGUUGGUAUCUCCGACUAUUGUGAUACUCGCAAAGCUUUCUUUCUCGGUUACAUGGUACAUCGUCUUCUCCUUACCGCGCUCAAGCGACGUGACGUCGACGACAGAGACCACUAUGGAAACAAGCGAUUGGACCUCGCUGGUCCUUUGCUUGCUUUUCUCUUCCGUGGAUUAUUCCGUAAUUUGACCAAGGAAAUUCGGAUGUAUGCCCAGAAAUUCAUUGACAAGGGCAAGGAUUUCAACCUAGAAAACGCCAUUCGCAGUCAAAUCAUUACGGAUGGGUUGAAGUAUUCCCUCGCCACGGGCAACUGGGGCGACCAGAAGAAAGCUAAUCAAGCCAGACCGGGUGUCUCUCAGGUCCUCAACCGACUUACAUUUGCUUCCACACUUUCUCAUCUUCGUCGUCUCAAUUCCCCCAUUGGUAGAGACGGGAAGUUGGCUAGACCCCGUCAGCUACACAACACCCUGUGGGGUAUGAUUUGUCCGGCCGAAACUCCCGAAGGUUCUGCUGUUGGUCUUGUCAAGAACCUGGCCCUGAUGGCCUACAUAUCCGUUGGAAGUCAGCCAUCUCCUAUCCUUGAAUUUCUUGAGGAGUGGAGCAUGGAUAAUUUAGAAGAAAUUGCACCCUCUGCGAUCGGAAAAACUUGCAAAAUAUUUGUCAAUGGAUGUUGGGUUGGAAUACACAACUCUCCAGACCACCUUAUGGUUACAUUGCGAAAAUUGCGCCGUCAAGUUGAUGUUAUCGUUAGUGAGGUCAGCAUGGUCAGAGAUUAUCGCGAUCAAGAAAUCCGGAUUUAUACUGACGCUGGUCGAAUUUGUCGUCCUCUAGUUAUUGUUGAAAAAGGCAAGCUUAUGCUUAAGCGAAACCAUAUUGAGAUGCUCAAAGAAAAGGCGUAUAAUCGCUAUAGCUGGCAAGACCUUGUGCUGAGUGGCGUUGUUGAGUACAUUGACACCCUUGAGGAGGAGACAGCUAUGAUUGCAAUGGGUCCGGCCGAAAUGCAAGCAGCCGUUAACUACUGCAAGACUCACACCCACUGCGAGAUUCACCCGAGCAUGAUUCUUGGCAUCUGUGCCAGCAUCAUCCCCUUCUGUGACCACAAUCAGUCUCCCCGUAACACCUACCAAAGCGCCAUGGGCAAACAGGCUAUGGGUGUGUACAUCUCCAACUUCCACACGCGCAUGGACACUCUCUCGAAUGUCCUCUAUUACCCCCAAAAGCCGUUGGUCACGACGCGAUCCAUGGAGUACCUUCGUUUCCGAGAACUGCCCGCUGGCAUCAACGCCAUUGUAGCGAUCGCUUGUUACACAGGGUACAACCAGGAGGACUCCUUAAUUGUAAAUGAGAGCGCAAUCCAGCGUGGGUUCUUCCGGUCCGAGUUCUACCGAACCUACAAAGACCAAGAAGCAAGACAUGGGAUGGAUCAGGAGGAGGUGUUUGAGAAACCCGACCCACAAACUUGUCAGGGAAUGAGACACGCCAUUUAUGAUAAGUUGGACGAUGACGGUCUCAUCGCUCCUGGAACGCGUGUGUCCGGUGACGACGUGCUGAUUGGGAAGACUAUUUCUCUGCCAGAAAACGAAGAUGAGAUGGACGAGGGUCAUCGUCGCUACACGAAGCGUGACGCCUCCGUUUUUAUGCGCCGCAGCGAGUACGGCAUUGUGGACCAGGUGAUGGUCACGUGGAAUAACGAAGGCAACAAGUUUUGCAAGGUGCGCGUUCGCACCACGAAGACGCCGCAGGUGGGCGACAAGUUCGCCUCGCGCCACGGCCAGAAGGGCACCUGCGGCAUCCUCUACCGCCAGGAGGACAUGCCCUUCACGUGCGAGGGCAUCACUCCCGACAUCAUCAUCAACCCCCACGCCAUUCCCAGUCGAAUGACAAUCGGCCACUUGAUCGAGUGCCUUCAGGGCAAAGUCAGCGCAAACAAGGGCGAGAUCGGUGAUGCGACUCCCUUCAACGACGCCGUGAACGUGCGCAAGAUCUCACUUCUGCUCCAGGAGUACGGUUACCAGCACACGGGCAACGAGAUCAUGUACAAUGGCUUUACGGGUCGCAAGCUAAACUCGCAAAUCUUCCUUGGUCCGACUUAUUACCAGCGUCUCAAGCACAUGGUAGACGACAAGAUUCACUCGCGUGCCCGUGGCCCCGUCCAGAUCCUCAACCGCCAGCCCAUGGAGGGUCGCAGUCGCGACGGUGGUCUGCGGUUCGGGGAGAUGGAGCGGGACUGUCAGAUUGCCCAUGGAGCGGCGCAAUUUCUUCGGGAGCGUCUCUUCUUUGCCAGUGACCCGUACCAAGUCUGUGUGUGCAACCUAUGCGGUCUAAUGGCUGUCGCGCACCAAAGAAACAAGACGUAUGAAUGUACCGCCUGCCAGAAUACAACUCAAAUAUCCAUGGUCGGCCUUCCGUAUGCCUGCAAACUCCUAUUCCAGGAAUUGAUGUCCAUGUCAAUUGCUCCUCGAAUGAUGCUCAAACUGGACUGGCAGGUGAACUAG
Molecule: messenger RNA, 3606 nt
Organism: Mesocestoides corti
Lineage: Eukaryota; Metazoa; Platyhelminthes; Cestoda; Cyclophyllidea; Mesocestoididae
Source: the annotation of a GenBank genome assembly